UCUCCAUGGCAACAAGUACAUGGUGGUGGUGACAGAUGGCCACCCGCUGGACGGCUAUAAGGAGCCGUGUGGCGGGGUGGCAUACACUGUGUCUGAGGCCAGAGCCAUGAACAUUAACAUCUUCAGCGUGGCUAUACUCCACAUCACCUGGACAACAGACUUGGUUCCAUAGCAACAGAUCUACAACACACCCAUAACAUGUCUGCUACUAGUGAGGACCUGCAGGUUGUUAGGAACACCAUCAGCUCCAUAGUGUCUACCAUGUACAAGGAUUCUGAAUCUGUGUGCUGUUCGUUCGAGUGCAAGGUUCCCCUGGGAUCUCAAGGCCCUGCUGGUGCAGGAGGGGGCGCGGGAACUCCAGGACGUCAGGGGGUUGCCGGGAGACCGGGAAGUUUGGGAGCAAAGGGGACUGCAGGUGACCAGGGGCCCCAAGGACACAGAGGAGAGAAGGGUGACCGUGGUCCUACUGGUGACAGAGGUCCAAGAGGACCAUCUGGACAAAAGGGUGAGAAAGGAGCGGAUGGAGUGGACCCGGGAAGGAUGGCCUUGUGGGGGACUCUGGGGUCAUGGGCCUGCCUGGUUGUAGAGGAGACGAGGGGGCAGAGGGGGAGCCAGGUCCUCUGGGGCAGAAAGGAGAUGAAGGAUCUUAUGGAUUACCUGGACAAAAGGGAGAGAUGGGAACACCUGGGGAGCCAGGGGUUCCUGGAGUGUCUGGAGCCAACGGAGCCAAGGGGGAGCCUGGACCAAUCGGAGGACCUGGAAAUAAGGGUGACCAAGGAGACCAAGGGGACUUUGGACCGUCUGGAGCGCCAGGCACAGAGGUUUGGAACUCAGCUAGUUCUAGAAUCAAUACAUCACCCGGACCAGGACGAACACUGUCCACAUAAUCUGACACAGGAAGACACAUAUCUUACUAGAUCACUGAACAUCAGGGUACCCCAACUGAUGGCGCAUGGGCCGAAUUUGGCCCGGGGGUGGCAGGGUAGCCUAGUGGUAUGAGCAUUGGAUUAGUAACCGAAAGGUUGCAAGUUCAAACCCCCGAGCUGACAAGGUGUUGUUCUGUCGUUCUGCCCCUGAACAGGCCGUUAACCCACUGUUCCUAGACCAGUUAACCCACUGUUCCUAGGCCCUCAUUGAAAAUAAGAAUUUGUUCUUAACUGACUUGCCUAGUUAAAUUAAGGUAAAAUAAAAAUAUAAAUAUUUGACCCCCCAAGUUUUCUAAAAAAUAAGUGACAUCUUAUUAUUUUUUAUUGUUGGACAACAGGAAAUCAGCUCCAAGGGAAUUUAAGAAAUCUGUUCCCAAGUAUUCACACACAUAAUAGAGAGAAACGUGAUUGAAUACAAAUGUAAGCAGGGCUUCUUGAGGUCAAUUUGCUUUCUAUUUGUAACUAUGCUCCGGUCCACCCGACAAUCUGCUCAAGAAAUCUAGUUGGUGAUCCCUGCUCUACAUUGACUAAAUGGCUGAAUUAAAUAGUUGUAUCACUGUAAAAGAAAACACAUUAGUAUAUAAUGAAUCAAAAAAAUUGGUUUAGCUUUUGUAAACCCUUUAUUUGAUGUUUACAUUAUGGUAAAACGGCCUUGUUGACCGAUGGGAAGUUGCUGUUUAGCUGAACAAUGCUGUUCACAUCCAAGCUGGUGACCUCUCUCUCUCUGUAACGACGUGUGCUGAGAGUCAGGAAACAAGUUCAGGGAGUUUGUGUUUUAAUAAAUAAAUACAAUGAAAUACAAAACAAGAACCACAAACAGCACACAGAUAUGAAACAGAAACAAUGAUGCCCGGGGAAGGAACCAAAGGGACUGACAUAUAUAUAGGGCAGGUAAUACAGGAAGUGAUGGAGUCCAGAUGAGUCUGACGAUGCGCAGGUGCGCGUAAUGGUGACAGGUGUGCGCCUUAACGAGCAGCCUGAUGACCUAGAGGCCGGAGAGGGAGCACACAUGAC
Molecule: messenger RNA, 1940 nt
Organism: Oncorhynchus keta (chum salmon)
Lineage: Eukaryota; Metazoa; Chordata; Actinopteri; Salmoniformes; Salmonidae
Product: otolin-1-like
Exons: 15
Coding region: 199-999 (266 amino acids)
Source: RefSeq, a predicted model, not a curated record